UCCUCGCACCCUGCGCCUCUCCUCUCUGCAGCGGUACACACCCUGAGCUCAGAGUGGGACCACAUCGCUCUUCUACGCUCCCGUGCUGCGAAAAGAAGAGUCCAACAUGCUAGCCUUCUUGGCUCUGGCACUGGUUGCGCUGGUGGGGAUAGCCCCACAGUCCCAGGCCAUCGUCAUUUACACGGGCUGGGAGCGCCACGCCCUGGUCGGCUCUGAUGUGCGGCUGUCCUGCUCUUUCUUCUCCUGGCGCUGGACCUCUGAGGAUGUGACCUUUUCCUGGAGCUACCGGCCUGAUGGUUCCAGGGACAGCAUCUCAAUCUUCCACUACACAGGCGGUGCCCCUUAUGUUGACAACAAGGGCCCAUUCAGGGACAGGCUCGAGUUUAUCGGGAACCCGAGUCGCAGGGACGGCUCCAUACUCAUCAAGAAUGUGGACUACAACGACAAUGGGACGUUCACCUGCGAUGCCAAGAACCCCCCAGACAUCGUAGGCCGUCCCUCCAGUGUCCGCCUGCUGGUUUUUGACAAAUUGCCUGUGCAAGCCGGCGUGAUCACUGGAGCAAUCAUCGGGGCAGUUCUGGGCCUCUUGGUGCUGAUUGUGGUCAUCUACUACUUGAUGAGGUUCCUGGUGGCCCGCCGUGUCUUCAACCUCAGCGUAAGCAAACAUGGCAAGAAGGGGAAAGGUAAAGAGGGAUCUCAGCCGAGACAGGGGCCCGCCCUCUACGCCACCCUGGACCAGUCCAAACUGAAGGCCUCGGCCUCCGAAAAGAAGAAGCAGGAGUCCCGCAAGGAUAAGAAAUAGGAUUCGGGGAGCAGAGAGCUAGAACCCAGAGACAAAGGCCAGCUGGCCCAAUCCAAAUCCCAGAGACAGAAACAGAAAGCGGGGGGGCAGCAGGAAGGGCAGUCGCCCAAAACGGGCAGGGUGCUCAUGACCAUCGAACUGGAGCUGACCAAAGGGGAGGGUGAGGGGGAGGGAGGCAUGCCCAAAAAGUCACCCAGCUUUCUGUCUCAACUGGCCAACAAACUGACCCAAAAAUAAAGCGCAGGAAGGAGGGGACGGGACGGGACGGGACGGGGAUAGGAAGGUCGGGGGCGUCUCGGUCUCGAGCGAGGCCGUCCACCAGGGCCCCGAUGAAGUCUAACCCAAGGGUGGAGCACUCCCUCCUUGUAGGGGCAGGGCUCAACCCCGUCUUUCAUUUGACAGCGGAGCAAAAAUUAUGAUUAUGCUGAAAUACCCGAAGCAAACGAUUUCUCGAAAUUGGACACAAAAGGCGACGUUCCUAAAUGGCACUUUCUAAUCUUUCAGAGCUGAAUUUGACAAAAUAACCCUUAAAUUUCUCAGUCUUCUUCAGACCUGACUGGACAGCUUAAAUUGAACUUCUUCCAAAAGGAGCAUCAACAAUGCAAUCACCGCUCCGGGGCUCUUCCGAUUUCCACGUGUUCGGGGACACUUGUUUCUCUCAUGCUUUACUUCGUCUCAAGUGUUUUGGAGACCAUAGCGAUUAAUUCUGGCCGCCCUCUCUCUCUUUUCUCUCUCUCUCUCUCUCUCUCUCUGUCUCUCUCUCUCCGAUAGAUAUUCUGAGUUCCCUUUUCCCACGCUCUGACUGGCACCAGGCUUCUUCGACCUCCCCCAUGCCCCCCCCACGAUACCUUCCCCAACUGAUGCUGUAGCUAGAUGCCACUCCAGCUCCGCCCCCAGAGCCCUAACCCCACCCCUCUGACACAACUGCCCGCCCACUCCAGUGUCUGAUUGGGUGAGUCGACACUCCUCCCCACGGCAAACACUCCGGUCCCACCUCCUUACGCAGCAGCAUUGGCCGUGCGGAUUUCUGUCCGGGUGCGAGAGGGGACAGAAAACGUACGGCGUUCCUGGAGAAUGUCGAGUUUCCGGCAAAGCGCCGCUGAACGGCAGAACCCCGUCAAAACCACAGCGUCUCAAACGUGUUAAAGGUGCUGAGGGACACUUAGCUACAUGCAGCUGGUCUCUCCUUGUUGGUCUUCUGUACCUCAGGAUUCUUUUCUUACCUCACUGUUAAAGGCAGAUCCUGGCAGAUGGCUUAGAUCAGAGCUCGGAACGAGGACCAGCAUCUAUUGGUUGUUUUGCUGGAUCCGCCGUUGUUUCCACGCACUCCUUGUUCAGUAGAUUUGGCUCCUUUGGGUACACGUAGAAUUCCAAAUUUCAGAAACCGCCCAUUCCCUCCCUACUUUAAAGAAUGCAUGUGGUUCUUCUGGAGAAAUGUCAGGCGGGUGGACAUCGUCGCACGCCGGAGCACGGCUCAGCCCCUACUCUUCCAGCUGAAGGGUCUGAAGGUGUGUCGGCGUUAGUCGGUUGCUGCACUGUAGUGACACGGAGUGUGUGCUCACAUUGGACCAUCGCUUUGUUUGUGGUCGGUGACUGAGACCGCCAAAUGACGUCGAACUGACCGCACGAGCGGAAGGGAGGGCAGUGGUCCAACGAAAGGCACUGGCGUCACGCUGGCGUCACACCGGCGUCCACACUUUGCUGCGGAACCUCGGUUCUUCAAGUCCGGCGAGCUCUUCAGCGAAUCAUGUUGGAGGGAAAUUGUUUUAGCGCUUAUUUGCUAAAGGACCGUUUCCUUUGCGCACCGUCCCGGCGCCACACCCCCACACCCGCGGGUCUAAAGUCCAGGCGGAGGCGUUCCAUCAGCAUUCAGCCUGGUUGGUUUCAGACUUUCAGACUCACGUACCCUACGGCCCCAUCCUCCCCGAUCCUCCUCUUGCCACUGACACCCCCCUACCCCGACCCCGAGCAGCCCUCUCCUUCGCGCCUUCUUUUCUGCUGGUUGGAAACAGCAACGCCGCCCCCCCUCCCCGGCCCCUAAAGAUCCACGUCCAGACCAAAUCCUCCUUCCUGUCCAUGUUAUCGUAAUGACGGCAAAACGAAGCCCUAAUUCCGCUAGCUCUCUGCCCGUUACAAGGUUGUGUGUUUAUGUACGUGUGUAGACAGAUAAAACUUUGUUCAUACCAUCAUAAAUAAAGCAAAUAAUGACAGACAGACAUUUUACAUGUGUAUAAAAAUAUGCAAAAACAUGUUUGAGGGCGGCAGAAAUGUAAUAGUAUUUAAUGAUAUUUAAUGAUAUUUCUGUCCUCCUCCUAGUGAUCCCAUUGGCUGUUUUGUGGAUGAAUGUGUUUCUGCAAAGUUUUUUUUUUUUUUUAAAAAUUAAAUUAAAUUGACCUGGAGAAUGAUGGAGAAGAGGGAGUAGCAGCAGACUCCAGGGCUUGGCAGAGGUGGGACACUGCUGAUCUCACUCCUGCUCAUCCUGGGAAGAAAGACGGGGCUUAACGAAGGAAGUUGUGGGGAAAAGCGCUUUCACUGUACAGCCAAGCCAAAGUCCACGUUUACCAUCAGUGAAAGUUUUCUCCUCCCUUCUUACCCUCAUGUGUGCCUCCGGAAACCAAGGCAAGCGUGAUCGGAACGUGAUAUUGAGCAGGUGGUCAUGGGUAAUGUAAUUAGGGUAUCGUCUUCAACUGAGGGGUGAUUAUGGAUGGUGCAGUUAAAUUUACCAUAGUGAAUUCCCUCACUGGAGAGAGGAACAUGUGCCCUGAUGGUUGCACAUUUUCACAUGUUCUGUUUUUUUUUCCAUUUCCAAAUGCAGGACAUACCGUCGUCCACAGUCCAGCCACAUGGAUACCUGACAUAUGACAAAAUACAUAAAAAUGUCUUGAAAACUUGGUGUACGUACUGUGUUCUUCAUUGGGUUUCAUUUAGACGUAACAUUCCUUUAUUUUGUCACAUGGUGAUUAACAGCUUCUUGUUUUUUUUUUACAUUUCUUAUUAUUUUUAUCCUAACUAAGACGAUGUACUAAUUCCACUGUUUUAUGAAUUUCAGUGUAUAAAGAGAAACAAUAAACACAACCUGGUUGUAAAAUGGAUAAAAGGAAAUAAAGUGAAACGAACAGAA
Molecule: messenger RNA, 3923 nt
Organism: Scleropages formosus (Asian bonytongue)
Lineage: Eukaryota; Metazoa; Chordata; Actinopteri; Osteoglossiformes; Osteoglossidae
Gene: mpz
Product: myelin protein zero
Exons: 6
Coding region: 107-802 (231 amino acids)
Biological process (GO): myelination
Cellular component (GO): plasma membrane
Source: RefSeq, a predicted model, not a curated record